UCGUUGUCACUGUUGUGAUUGUCAAAUCAAAAAUCAAAGUUCAGUUUUAUUUAUUCACGCAUUAUACGACUUUUAUCAGCAAAAUCUGUGAAAAUAUUGGAUUUUUUGUCUUACAAAAAUGUCUAAGAAUCGUGCACAGUUCGAUCCGGAUGCUGCUGUUGGACUGAUGCCGUUGAUUCAAGCGCUGAUCAAGCCACCGGACUCCGGAGAACAAAAGUCAAUCUGCAAGAAAGGACAUCAUCCGUACUACAGAAAGCCUGGUCGUGGUCAUAAUAACGAUACAUGUGAUGCUUGUGGAGAGGGAGGAGAUCUAAUAUGUUGCGACCGAUGCCCUUCGAGUUUUCAUUUAGGAUGCCAUGAUCCUCCCUUAGAAGAAUCGGACAUUCCGAAUGGGCUAUGGAUAUGCCACACUUGUAAAGCGACCGAUGUGAACCCAGCCUUAAAAGUUCUGAAACCCGAUCUGAAACUUAUCAAAUCCGAAUCACAAUCAGAAGAUCGCGAUCGUGAAGAAACAACUCCAAACGACGGAUCACAGGUAGUCAGAAUUAAAAAGAUGCGUAAUCGGAGCAACUCACGAAAGAAUUCAGCGUCCAGUAUUCCAGCCGAGAAGUUAUUCUUACCAAAAGAAGACAUUUUCGAUUGCGCAAAUCGCAUUAAAGAUCAUAACGAUAGUGCACAGAUGAAACCCUUCGAUCAGCUGAUCCGAGCCGCUCGCAUUUUGAACCCGCGACAGUUUGAAUUACCCCGUGAGAUAAAUGUUCAUUUUCCUUUUCCCGGAACGGAGAAACAAGAUUGCUCUUUGAAAACGAGUUUCAAAAAGAGGCCCCAGGGUCGGAAAACCUAUGAGCUAGAUGGCCAAGGGUUAGUACCGCUACCAGCCAAAACAUGCCACGCAUGUGGUAAAUCAUGUCGCAGAGCACCUUUGAUUGCUUGUGAUUAUUGCGAUUUAUUUUUCCAUCAGGAUUGUCUUGAUCCGCCCCUGACGGCCCUGCCGUCCUCUAUGUGGAUGUGCCCUAAUCAUGUGGAGCAGUUUAUUGAUUGGAAACUGGUGAAUUCUGUUUCAGCUUGUGAGCGCAUAAAACUUUGGAACCAAUUUAAUGUUAAUAUGGAUCAUGAUACAGUUAAAAACGAAUUUUUCCGUAAAGUUCAUCGCCGUAAUCCACCAUUCCGUAUCAGACAAAAGACAAAGAUCCGUGAUCGUGUGGAAAUCCCUCCGGUGGUAGAGUUUCACUAUAAAAAUCCUCCAAACUUAUUACCAUCGUUGAGAGAUUUAUUGCGUUCUAAAAUAUAUGAGCGCCACACAGAUUCAGGUCAGCCGUUUUAUGACGAUACUCAGUUAUUAUCAAUGAUUGAUUCUGAAUUGAAAGCAAUCAGCGUUGCUGAUGAACAGAUUGACAAGAUGAUUAACGUGUCGGGAAGCACAGAUAUCCUCGUUGCUAAAGAACAUGACACCAUGGCUAAUAAGGAUAUAUCACCCAAAUCUAAAAGCAGGGGAAAGGAACAUAAGCUCUCUCCGAAAAAGAAUAUGCCUGCAGUAGCUGAAAAAAUGGAAACUGUGGCUAGUUUCAAAACUGUCAACUUAGAAUUGAAAGAAAUCAAAGAAUCGUCUGAUGUAUCUAAAGAGGAACUCCAUUCUAAAAAAACGAAAAUUGAACUUUUGGAGGAAGACGAGUUAGAAGCUCAGAAAAUCAAUGAAGAGCUGCAAUGUUUGGAUGAUUCGUUGAUCAAAAUGCUUGCCUACCAGCGACUUCAUCAAAUAAUUCUACAAAGUAGUGACGUACUACAGAGCGGUUCUGCCAGUCUAUCUUCGGAAAAUGUGAGAGAAAUCAUAAAAUCAGAAAAACCUAUCAAAUCCACGACUCUUCCCAGUCAAUUACUUACGAAGGACGAUAUCGAACGUAUCGCAAGAGAAUUUACCAGCCCCAGACGUGACGGCAAUAUGCUAGAGAACAAUAGCGCUACUGCAGUUGUUACUCCAAUCAAAGUAGAGCCCAAAGAAGAUCAAUCGGAAAAGACACCACAAUCAAAUGAGCAGAAAAUAUAUUUAAUGAGCAAGAUAUUGGAAAAACAUGUAACCAACAUCGACAUACGAGUGCGUGCCGUGAUUACUCCUGUGGAAGUAAAUAUGCCAGGUUGUAGCUGGUUUGAAACACCUGACCUAUCUAGUUCCAUCUAUAUGCGGUAUCGCUCUAUUUCUAUCGGAACCGGGCAAGGCAACGAUGUACAUCUGGCGAAGUACGGAACCUGUUGCUUCGUUUCAGACAAGCAUGCAACAAUUUUCUACGAUGAGAUUACCAAAAUGUUUGAAUUGUUGAACUAUUCCGAAUUUGGAACAGUGGUAAAUGGACAGCUAUUCACGUGUGAUUUUUCAGACCGAGUAGUUGAGGCAAAACCUGAAUCGCCCAAUGAUUGCGGGCAACAACCCUCUGCAAAAAAGUCAAAGAGAGAUGAACAUGAUGACAGCAGUAAAGAUAGAAAAAUGGACAAACAGAAAAUUCGUCAGGAUAUGUUAUCUCUUAUAGACAGAUCCCGACACUGCAUAAGGGAAAAGUAUGAUUUUCUCUCAUCCACAAGCAUGGCAGUUGUGACACAAACUAAAUGCAGCUGUGUCAUUCCAAAUCCAAAAAUAUCGGGUUGGGAAGGAACUGCUAUAAUUCAUCAGGGUUCGGUAAUAAAAUUCGGAUGUAUGUCAUUUGUUUUCACUAUUACCAAUUACGAUAAUAAUACGGAAGAUUUUGAAGAAACUGAUGAUUCUUCUGAAGAAGACGAAGAGAAGUAGACAGCUUUUAAUUGUUGCUAUAUAAGCCAUACCUAUAUAUUAAAUUAUUCAUUUGAGAACUCAUUCUAUCCUUAUGUAUUUGUACACUACGAAGCUGCUAUAAUAAAAAUAAAUUUAUGAGCAAAAACAUA
Molecule: messenger RNA, 2910 nt
Organism: Armigeres subalbatus
Lineage: Eukaryota; Metazoa; Arthropoda; Insecta; Diptera; Culicidae
Product: PHD finger protein 12-like
Biological process (GO): negative regulation of transcription by RNA polymerase II
Cellular component (GO): Sin3-type complex; nucleus
Molecular function (GO): transcription corepressor activity; protein binding
Source: RefSeq, a predicted model, not a curated record